UUCACUUGAGAGGGUGUCUAUUAUAAAUAAAGCGGCGAGGAUAGUUGUGAAUGUGAAUUAUAUAUUCCUCAUCAACCCGCUGUAACGACUUUAACGUUAAGUAAGAGUGUAAAAGAUGAAUCCGGGUGGUCGCAGACUAAAACAGUGGCUUAUAGAACAGAUCAACAGUAACAUAUAUAAUGGACUGCUAUGGGAGGAUGAGAACCGCACCAUGUUCAGAAUACCCUGGAAACAUGCGGGAAAACAAGACUACAACCAGGAGGUGGAUGCGUCCAUCUUCAAAGCGUGGGCGAUAUUUAAAGGGAAGUUUAAGGAGGGGGAUAAAGCUGAACCAGCAACAUGGAAGACCAGAUUGCGCUGUGCACUCAACAAGAGCCCAGAUUUUGAGGAAGUUACUGACCGAUCCCAGCUUGACAUCUCUGAGCCUUACAAAGUGUACCGGAUUGUGCCAGAGGAGGAACAGAAGUUGGGUAAAGGCACAGUCUCUGCUCUUUCCGGCUGCAGCACUGAUACUGAAAUGGGCUGCUCACCAAACCUGGAUGAACUUCUUAAAGAGUCAUCAAAUGAUGAAUACAUAGGCAUCCUGAAGCGUAGUCAUUCUCCCCUUGAUGAAAGAAGUAACAUGCCUUCAGUGCAGGAAUGGUGGCAGCAGGGAUCUCAGAAUGCUGCUGUUGUUCAACAAGAUCCUGCAGGUACAUUCAAUGCUGCGUUCUCUCAGAUGAUGAUUUGUUUCUACUAUGGAGGUCGGCUGGUGGGCAGCACGGUUACCACUCAUCCAGAGGGCUGCCGUAUCUCCCCCUGCCAGCCCCCUCUGGCUAACAGCUUCUUGUAUGGACCAGACAGCCUCCAGAACAUCCACUUCCCAUCUGCUGAUAUCAUUGAGAACGAGCGCCAGCGUCACGUCACCCGUAAACUUUUCAGUCAUUUGGAGCGUGGCGUACUGCUGCGUGCUAACAGAGAGGGCAUUUUUAUUAAGCGUCUGUGCCAGAGCAGAGUGUUCUGGAGUGGCCAGGACCCUCAGUACAACCCCAACCCUUGCAAACUAGAGCGAGAUGCUGUGGUAAAGAUCUUUGACACUGCCAGGUUCUUGCAAGGACUGCAAUUAUAUCAGGAAGGUCAUUAUCAGCCUCCAGAGCCCACUGUCACACUCUGUUUUGGGGAAGAGUUUCUUGAUUUCAGCACUGUCAAGAGCAAAUUAAUCAUUGUGCAGAUCACAGCAUUGAACUGUCAGCAGUUGGUGGAUGCAGUGACCGCCCGGCGAUCACAGUUCAGCAGUGGGAAUCUGGAAAUCUCAGAUGACAUGGCCAGUGAUCAGAUGGCUCGAAUAUAUCAGGAUCUAUGCAGCUACCCAGUUCCCCAACGAGCCACCUGUUUCAGGGACAACCUGCCGAUUCCAGUCUGAGGCAGAUCUCUGAGCCAUCUAUUUCUCAAAGAAUGAGUCAGUUCACAUUGUAAAAGAGAUGCUUUUACAGUUUUAUUACAUAAAAAAAAAAAAAAAAAAGAUUGAUCUUUAUGCCAUGUAUAGCAUUCUGUUCUCUCAGGGCAGAAAUAGUAUAUGACAGAAGGUUUUCAAUGUUCUCAGGGAUAAUGUACUCAUUUGUUAGAAUAAAUUUCUUUGUCUUUGUCUAUUUUUUUAUUUUUUAUUUUUUUUGUCCAAAACAUUUGAACUUUAUGUUAUUUGUAGAACUGUUAUUUUUUACUAUUCACUGUAAAGUUGAUAGGUUUUACUAUCCUUAAUUUACAUAUACUCUUUUUAAGAAAUAUAAUUGGUUGGAGUUGAAUGCAGACUAAAUGUCAAAUGAGAAAUCUGUGAAUAAUUAAAGAAAUUUAAAAUAA
Cyprinus carpio (common carp) is the source of this 1836-nucleotide messenger RNA. It is a transcript of the gene irf8, whose product is annotated as interferon regulatory factor 8. Gene Ontology annotation, biological process: immune system process; regulation of transcription by RNA polymerase II. Gene Ontology annotation, cellular component: nucleus. Gene Ontology annotation, molecular function: RNA polymerase II cis-regulatory region sequence-specific DNA binding; protein binding; DNA-binding transcription factor activity, RNA polymerase II-specific. Lineage: Eukaryota; Metazoa; Chordata; Actinopteri; Cypriniformes; Cyprinidae. The record is from RefSeq and is a predicted model, not a curated record.